CCGUUAGCCGGGUUAACGGAGCAGAAAUCACCGGGAAGGAGAGAGAAAUGCUCCCGGAGGAGGACGGCAGAGGAGCCCGGUGACCGGACGCUGAGUCUGCCCCGAAAACAGCCGCUUACCGGCGGGAAGAGAAGAGAAGACAAGAGAAGAAGAGGAGAAGAGAAGAAGAGAAGAAGAGAAGAAGAGGAGAAGAGAAGAAGAGAAGAAGAGAAGAAGAGUAGAAGAGCCGAGCCCAGGACGGAAAACACCGAACCAUAACCCGAGCCUCUGCUAACCCGAACCUCUCCGAACCUUCCCGAGCCCUGACCCAGGAUGGGAGCGGAAAGACACACCGUGUUCCUGCUGCUCUGACCAUGCAGUCAUUCCUCACUCAGCCCCGUCGCUAGACAGAACGUGUGUGUGUGUGUUUGUGUGUUUGUGUGUUUGUGUGUGUGUGUGUGUGUGUGUGUGUGUGAGAUCCAGGAUGGGCUUCGGUCGGGAUCUGAGGAAUUCCCACGAGGGUUUACUGAAGCUGCAGGACUGGGAGUUAAAGCUGCUGGAAACGGUAAAGCGCUUCAUGACUCUGCGGGUGAAGAGUGAUAAGGAGUACGCUGCUCUGCUUCUCAGCAUGACCCAACAGAUGGAGAAACAGGAAGCAGCCGACUAUGUCAGCACAGUCAGUAAGUCCUGGUCUCAGGUGAUCCGUCAGACGGAGGUCUUGGGUCGGGUCAUGAGGACUCACGCCGAUGAUCUGAACUCUGGUCCUCUUCAUCGUCUCGCUACGUUGAUCCGAGACAAGCAGCAAGUGAAGAAGAGUUACCAGAGUCUUCAUCAGCAGCUGGAGAGCCACAACCACAAGGUAACCAGGAGCGACCUGGACAAGCUGAAGUCGACGUAUCGUCAGCUGAGCCGCGACGCUAACAACACUAAAGAGAAAUACAGAGAAGCUCUAGCUAAAGGUCGGGAGGCGGAGCGUGCUCACGAGCGUUACGACAAAGCGACGACGAAACUCCACAACCUUCACAACCAGUACGUGUUAGCGGUGUGCGGCGCGCGGACGCAGCAGGACGAACACCGGCGCAGCGCUGCGCCUGUGCUGCUCGACUCCCUCCAGAGGAUGCAGGAGGACAUGACACUCGCCCUGAGGAGUAUUCUGGAGGAGUACUGUGAGAUCAGCAGCCUGCUGACGGAGGAGAUCGUGAAGGUCCAUCAGGAGAUCUCUGCAGCGGUUCAACAGAUCGAUCCUCUAGCAGAGUAUCAGCACUUCAUCGACGCUUAUCGGUCUCCGGAGACUCCGGAGGAAGUGGUGGAGUUCGACACGUCUCUGCUGGAGGAGACGGACAACCUGCCGGCUGACAUCCUGUGGAACACGCUGACGGCCGACAGCCUGCAGGCCAUGUUGUCGUCGGCGACAGAGGAGCUAACGCUUACGCAGCAGAACCUGCGGACGAAGGAGGCGCUCGCCGACGACCUCGACUCCAAAAUCCAGACGAGUCAGCAGAACGCAGAGAGGAAGAGCGACUGCGUCCUGCUGCUCAGUCAGAAACUGUCUCUCCUGGAGCUCCGGCACGCCGUCCAAUCACUACGCGGAUCUGAGGCUCGCCUUUCCUCCCAGAAGGCAUUGCUGGACACCAAGAUGGCCGCCACCUCUGCCUCACCACCCCCACCGCCGCCGCUCCCGGCGCUGGCGUAUGAGGACGACGCACGCUCCGUCGGCUCCACCGAUAAAACGAAGGAGAAGGGCUCGCGCUUCGACACUCUCCGACACUCUCUGGCCGGGAUGAUCCGCUCUCCUAAAGCCAUGCUGGGCUCCUCCACCUCGCAGUUCUUUGACGUGAUCCCGACGUCGGAGCGCCCUCUGGCGGAUCAGGAGUGGUACCACGGCGCCAUCCCCCGAACCGAGGCUCAGGAGUUACUACGGCAACAGGGAGACUUCCUGGUGAGGGAGAGCCACGGCAAGCCGGGCGAGUACGUCCUGUCUGUGUUUUCUGACGAGCAGAGACGACACUUCAUCAUCCAAUACGCUGAUAGUCAGUACCGGUUUGAAGGGACCGGCUUUUCCACCAUCCCCCAGCUCAUCGAGCAUCACUUCUCCACCAAACAGGUCAUCACUAAGAAGUCUGGAGUGGUGCUGCUCAACCCCGUCGUCAAGGAUAAAAAAUGGAUCCUGAACCAUGAGGACGUGACGCUCGGGGAGCUGUUGGGAAAGGGUAACUUCGGCGAGGUGUUCAAAGGGACGCUGCAGCGAGACAAAACGCCAGUCGCCGUCAAGACAUGUAAAGAAGAUUUACCUCCAGAGCUGAAGAUCCGCUUCCUGUCUGAGGCCAGGAUCCUGAAGCAGUACGACCACCCCAACAUCGUGAAGCUGAUUGGUGUUUGCACGCAGAGGCAGCCAAUCUACAUCGUCAUGGAGCUGGUUCCUGGAGGAGACUUCCUGUCCUUUCUGAGGAAGAAAAAGGACGAGCUGAAGACGAAGCAGCUGCUGCGUUUCUCAGUGGAUGCUGCAGCUGGUAUGGCUUACCUGGAGAGCAAGAACUGCAUCCACAGGGACCUGGCAGCCAGGAACUGUCUGGUGGGUGACGGCUCCGUGUUGAAGAUCAGUGAUUUCGGGAUGAGCCGACAGGAAGACGACGGAGUUUAUUCUUCAUCAGGACUCAAACAGAUUCCUAUAAAGUGGACCGCCCCCGAGGCCCUGAACUACGGCCGUUACAGCUCAGAGAGUGACGUGUGGAGCUAUGGGAUCCUCCUAUGGGAGACCUUCAGUUUGGGGGUGUGUCCGUACCCGGGGAUGACCAAUCAGCAGGCUCGAGAGCAGGUGGAGAAAGGUUACAGGAUGGCAUGUCCUCAGCGUUGCCCUGAUGACGUGUACAAAGUGAUGCAGCGCUGCUGGUCGUAUCACGCCGAGGAGAGACCCAAGUUCCACGAGCUGCAGCGCGACCUCGCCGCCAUCAAGAAGAAGUGACAUCAUCAUGGCAUCAUCAGAGGGAGCUCAGCGUCUUUAACACUACAAGUUUUUUAUGUUUGAUGACAUCACACAUGGUCAGCAGGUUGCCAUGACAAUGACGUCUUUCAUAAACAGGAAGUGACUUCGUGUAUCAAACAUUUAAAGUGCAAUUUUCUGUCCAAUCAGCAGCCGGCUGAUUAAUGAUCAGGUGACCAGGUUAGCAAACAGAACACUGUAACAGGAAGUUAGCGUAGCAUGGUGAGUCAGCUGAUCGCCCUCUUUUAUUCAACAUGUAACAUGACAGUCGCCGUGGCAACAGACAUGUUCUCUCACCUGCUGACGUUUCUCACAAAUAUAAAAUCUUUAUUUUAUUUAUUCUGUUUUUAUAUUUCAUGUUUUUAUCAUCUGUCAAUCACUACACUGACCCCGCCCCCAGCUGUCAAUCAUUACACUGACCCCGCCCCCAGCUGUCAAUCAUUACACUGACCCCGCCCCCAGCCGUCAAUCACCACACUGACCCCGCCCCCAGCUGUCAAUCACUACACUGACCCCGCCCCCAGCUGUCAAUCAUUACACUGACCCCGCCCCCAGCUGUCAAUCAUUACACUGACCCCGCCCCCAGCCGUCAAUCACCACACUGACCCCGCCCCCAGCUGUCAAUCACCACACUGACCCCGCCCCCAGCUGUCAAUCAUUACACUGACCCCGCCCCCAGCCGUCAAUCAUUACACUGACCCCGCCCCCAGCCGUCAAUCAUUACACUGACCCCGCCCCCAGCCGUCAAUCAUUACACUGACCCCGCCCCCAGCCGUGAAUCACCACACUGACCCCGCCCCCAGCUGUCAAUCACCACACUGACCCCGCACCCAGCCGUCAAUAACUACACUGACCCAGCUGUCAAUCACUACACUGACCCCGCCCCCAGCCGUCGAUCACUACACUGACCCCGCCCCCAGCCGUCAAUCAUUACACUGACCCCGCCCCAGCCGUGAAUCACCACACUGACCCCGCCCCCAGCUGUCAAUCACCACACUGACCCCGCCCCCAGCCGUCAAUAACUACACUGACCACGCCCCCAGCUGUCAAUCAUUACACUGGCCCCGCCCCAACCACACUAACUCCGCCCCCUCUUUUGUUUAUUUUACAGGAAGUCGUUUUUGACCAAUCAGUGAGCUUGAACAUUUUGUUGUUAAAUUAAAAAAAGAUAAAAAAAUUGGCUCUGCGGCCAUUUUUUAAUUAUUGUUGCUAGGAAACCACUGAAUUAGCUCUGAUUGGCUGUCAUAGAAACUGAAGAUGGCGGCUCUUACAGGUGUAAAUGAAUCCCAGCUCCUGAUUGGUCAACAGCGCCGCCUGCUGACUGAACGUGUAAAUAAAUCAUUAAUCUGUUUUUAUUGAUUAUCAAUAAAUAACCAAU
This is a messenger RNA of Scomber scombrus (Atlantic mackerel), 4337 nucleotides long. It is a transcript of the gene fer, whose product is annotated as fer (fps/fes related) tyrosine kinase. NCBI's taxonomy places the organism in Eukaryota, Metazoa, Chordata, Actinopteri, Scombriformes, Scombridae. The coding region runs from base 464 to 2941 and encodes 825 amino acids. Gene Ontology annotation, molecular function: ATP binding; non-membrane spanning protein tyrosine kinase activity. The transcript is spliced from 20 exons. Gene Ontology annotation, biological process: cell adhesion; regulation of mast cell degranulation; chemotaxis. The record is from RefSeq and is a predicted model, not a curated record.